Fusarium odoratissimum NRRL 54006 is the source of this 871-nucleotide messenger RNA. RefSeq lists its product as uncharacterized. Lineage: Eukaryota; Fungi; Ascomycota; Sordariomycetes; Hypocreales; Nectriaceae. The record is from RefSeq and is a predicted model, not a curated record. The coding region runs from base 247 to 639 and encodes 130 amino acids. Gene Ontology annotation, biological process: mitotic sister chromatid cohesion. The transcript has 2 exons. Gene Ontology annotation, cellular component: Ctf18 RFC-like complex.
CACAAUUAUUCGGAGGCGCCAUAAAAUCAAUUAUAUACCCGUAUAUCACUCUUUUUUGGCAAAGUUUGCCUCAUAAGCCCAUCAGUGUAAUUCAUUUAUCUCAGCCUCCAAACUCCAACGGGAGAUCUUCACGUGGACCCAAUGCCCACUUCACUCUUAGCGCGUCAUGAUACAUCCCUCCUCUCUCCUACACCAAACAGUCUCCCUUUCAACCAACACAAUCACUAGAAACAAGCUAUCAUCACAAUGUCAAGCCAAUCAGGCGGUAUCACAGUCCAGUACAACCCUUCCUCAACAAACUAUCGCCUCAUCGAACUCCCUCCGGACCUAUUAUCUCUUCUCGAAUCCGACGAUGCACCCGUAUUGACCAUGGAGUCCUCUGAUUCAUCGGCUGUUAUCAAAACGCCUACAAAGACGUACGCUCUUCGUCAGAAGAACACUUCGAAUGCUCUCAUGCUCCUCUCACCUACGCCUUUGCCUGCAUCGUCAGAUGGACCCCUCGAGCAGGGCGUCUCUAUCAUUUCGACCAUCAAGGAGACUGUGGAGCUAGAUACUGUUCCUGAUGUGUCUGCUGGCACUACGAAAGGAUUUGGUGGCGGUAAAGGGAAAUGGCAUGAGCGAUUCGGGAGAAACAGGUAGUGGGCUGUAUAUGAAUAUUAUGAUACGCUUUGAUUACCUCAAGAAUAGGCAAUGCGGAAUAUGAGUCAAGGUGUUGUCUUCCUACCAUUACAGCAUACAAAGCCCGUCAUUUGCCAAUCAAGAGGUAGGAAGUAUCUCAUUAAAAGAAAUUAACGCCGUCUAAUAACAUGACGAAGAACCCAGUUUCGCAGUCCAUGAAGGAGAUGAUGCUAUUCCACAAAAUACAUGCAAC